CCUUCCGGUCUAACAACUGCUCUACUUUCGAGGAAACUAGGAAAGGCGACCUCAUCUGGUGUUGUGUGGUGGCGUUUUUUGUGCAUCCGCGUUGCGGCAGAGCAUGCCUUGUAUUUACCCGAGUCUGGAGGUGCUGGCGGUGGUGCACGAAAUGUUGCGUGGUGCAGUCUAGAAGUAAGGCUUGUUAGCUACAUUCUGAUUCAUCUUGAGCAACAUGUUCAGACCUUGACUCAAUUUAAUAUUUUCAAGGGGGAAACUAUAAUAACUAACACGUCACACUUUCCUUCAAGAGUAGCCUUUCAUCGUCAAGGAAGAUGAAUAUUUAUAAGUACUUGUGUAGAAUGAAUCUAAUAGAAAGUGAAGAAGAAUGGUGGCGAGAUCGCUUCUUUCGGCUUUUUGCGCAACGGCAUAGAUUU
Amoebophrya sp. A25 is the source of this 416-nucleotide messenger RNA. The record is from the annotation of a GenBank genome assembly. Lineage: Eukaryota; Dinophyceae; Syndiniales; Amoebophryaceae.